Messenger RNA from Guillardia theta CCMP2712, 2268 nucleotides. RefSeq lists its product as hypothetical. Lineage: Eukaryota; Cryptophyceae; Pyrenomonadales; Geminigeraceae. The transcript has 9 exons. The coding region runs from base 1 to 2268 and encodes 755 amino acids. The record is from RefSeq and is a predicted model, not a curated record.
AUGGCGGCGGAGCUGCUGAGGAUGAAGAGAGCGAAGAUGCGGGGAGGGAGGGCAGGGAGGGAGGGCAGGGAGUGCAAGGAGGAGCACGAAUAUGAAGUUCUCUUGAUGGGAAGAGGCGCAAGAGGAGAAUCUCAAGUAAGAGGAGGCGUACGACCGAGGGGAGGAAAGGCAGGAAGGGGGGAACAGGCAAUGAAGGUAUUCGAAGAGAAGGAGGAGCGACCUCGGCAAGGUCUCAUGCUGCUCGAAGGCUCCGAGCUCGCUGUAAGGAUCUCAGAAUCCUUCCAUGCGAGGAGCGCGCGUUUGGAUCGGGUGAAGCAGCAGAUGCUGAAGGACCUGAUUGCGUUUCCGAACAAUCGAAGGGAUCAGACGAGGCAUGGCGAGCAGCGCGGGGGACCGAGCGUCUUGGGCAGCGUCCAGCCGCAGCAUGCGCUCUCCUGGGAUCUCAGACUUGAAGGGAUACAGACAGGAGGGCCUGAUGAUGUUGUGAGGUCGGAGGUCCUUGGUGGUUUAAGGGAACAUGCGGAUUGUGUGAAGGAGUUUGUGGAACGAAGAGGAGGAGUGGCAAGGCUUUUGUCGGAGAGGCUAGAGGAGGUUGCGGAAGCGAAGAAGAAGCUGCGAUGGCGACUGAGGGAGAUGUCGCUGAUGGAUAUGAGGAGGGAGAUGGAAGGGAGGAUGGAGGUUGUUGGGACAAGCUGCGUUGUUGGUUACUACAAGUUCAAGCGAUUGAUGGAGGUCAUGAUACAAGACGAGAGGAGGAAACUUGUGGAAAACAGUGACAUGAACGUGUCGAGCGAUGUGUACGAGAACGUCUCGUGGAGGAUCUUCAGCUUGCGGCUGAUGAUCGAUCAUCCUGAAUCGCCCAGGCUGGUUCGGGUAGGUAGAUGUCCGCUGCACAAGAACGUCGUGAGGAUGUUAUCAAAACGUCUCCGCAAUAAGAUGUUGGAAGAUGAACAUGUCAAGGUUUGGUUGCUAAUCCGAAGGAACAACGUCAACACCACCCGUUGCCGUGUUUCUUCAGCCAUGGACGAGAGAGUUUUCGAGAACGAAGAUGAAGACGAUGUUGCUGAGAUGCGAAGACUUGCCGAAAAAUUAGAUACCGACAACGCUCGCUGCGGUUUUCUAUACAAUUCAGCUACAGGCUUGGACAGUCUGCUCCAGGAGAUGAUCUUCGGGUCAAGCAAGGAUGAUCUACCAAAGGAGGAGAGGCUGAUGUCGAGGAGGCCUGGGGAGCAGAGCGGGCCGACAUACCUCCGGGACUUGACCCGCCACAUGAAGUUUGCGAUCUGCUGCUCUGCUCCUCAUGUCAAACUGUCUUCCCGCGUGCUCACGUGGCUGCUCCACCGCAAUCAUGCUGUCUUCUCGAUCAGACACGUCGACCCUUUCAUCUACUUCUUCGACGAUGACAGAUGGAAUGUGCAAGCGAGUCGCCCCGAACAAGAUCGCUCUGGUUUUGGUCAGCUUUCCGGGACCAGCCUGCUGGAUCUUGAUUGGACCGCAACGGAUGGGUCAAACAGCAAGCUGAGAGUUGCGACAGUUUCACACCUGAAGGAGCUUGUGAGGUGCUGGCUGAAGGGAUCUGAUGCCUUGCAAGAGCUCCUCGACCCCUCGAUCGUCACGGAGUUCAACAAGGCCGUCGGAGAGGAUGGGGAGGGAGGGGAAGGAGACAGGUUUUACAUCAACGACCUUUACAUCCUGUACACCGCCGGGGAGAAGUCCUGUUUGAAAAAAGUUGAUCUCCUCUGCUUACGAGAGCUCAUCACGACUUAUCUUUUCCGGCACGCUCUGCUCGCCCCCUCGGCCAUCUCCGCAUGCGCGAGGACAAGAGCCCAGUUGUGCCGCAACUCCUUGUACAGGGACGUGCGGAACGAAGGGAGCUCAACGGGUCAAGAGCUCGUAGCCAUCCGCAAGCGAUCGGAUGCGAUCCUUGACUUCUUGAAGUGGAGGAGAUCAAGAUAUUUAUCGUCGUCGUCGUCGUCGUCUUCAUCGUCAGCAGCAGCAGAAGCAGCAGCAUCACCGGACAGAAGUCCGUCAUGUGAAUCAGAGCUGUGCUGGUCUGUAACUUGUCGGGCCAAAGACAUGUACGCUGAGAUCGAGUUCUUGAUGGAUCGCUGUAAGAGCUUGUCCUUCGAGAUGAGAGGUGGAAGAUCGAUGGAGGAGGACGGGAGGGAGGGCGACUACCAGCAUAAUGCGCUUAUGCGCGAGCUCGAUACGAGGAUGCGGAGCAUGGCAGAGGUGCUGAAGACUUUCAUGCUGGAUGGGUUUACAUGA